AAGAGGAGGACUCUUAACCGAUAAAAUGACAGAAGAUAAGAUCACCGGGACCUUGGUUUUCACUGUCUUCACUGCUGCACUGGGUUCCUUCCAGUUUGGAUAUGACAUUGGUGUGAUCAAUGCACCUCAAGAGGUAAUAAUAUCCCAUUAUGAAUACGUUUUGGGUAUUCCAGUGAAUGACCGAAAAGCUAUCAACAACUAUACUAUCAACAGUACAAAGGAACUGCCCACAGUCCCAUUCCUAGGAGAUUCAAUAACAACACCUUUGGUGGAGGAAGAGACUACAGCAUCUACUAGCCUCGUCACCAUGCUCUGGUCCUUGUCUGUGUCUAGCUUUGCAGUUGGUGGAAUGAUUGCAUCAUUUUUUGGUGGGUGGCUAGGGGAUCGGCUUGGAAGAAUCAAAGCCAUGUUGGUAGCAAACAUUCUCUCAUUAGUUGGAGCUCUCUUGAUGGGGUUUUCAAAACUGGGACCAUCUCACAUUCUUAUAAUUUCAGGAAGAAGCAUAUCAGGACUCUACUGUGGACUAAUUUCAGGCUUGGUUCCAAUGUACAUUGGUGAAAUUGCUCCAACCACACUCAGGGGUGCUCUUGGCACACUUCACCAGCUGGCCAUUGUCACGGGCAUUCUUAUUAGUCAGAUUGUUGGCCUCAACUUUAUCCUGGGCAAUCAUGAGCGGUGGCAUAUCCUGCUUGGUUUGUCUGCUGUGCGAGCCAUCAUCCAGUCUCUGCUGCUCUUCUUCUGUCCAGAAAGCCCCAGGUACCUUUACAUCAAGUUGGAUGAAGAAGUCAAAGCAAAGAAAAGCCUGAAAAGACUCAGAGGAGGUAUUGAUGUCACCAAAGACAUCAAUGAGAUGAGAAAGGAAAAGGAAGAAGCAUCCAGUGAACAGAAAGUCUCCAUAAUUCAGCUCUUCACCAACUCUAGCUACCGACAGCCUAUUCUAGUUGCACUGAUGCUGCAUGUGGCUCAGCAAUUUUCUGGAAUCAAUGGGAUCUUUUACUACUCAACCAGCAUUUUUCAGACAGCUGGAAUCAGCCAACCUGUUUAUGCAACCAUUGGAGUUGGUGCCAUCAACAUGGUUUUCACUGCUCUUUCUGUAUUCCUUGUGGAGAAGGCAGGGCGACGCUCUCUGUUUCUAAUAGGAAUGAGUGGGAUGUUUGUCUGUGCCAUCUUCAUGUCUGUGGGACUUAUAUUACUGGAUAAACUGGCGUGGAUGAGUUAUGUAAGCAUGGUAGCCAUCUUCCUCUUUGUCAGUUUCUUCGAGAUUGGGCCUGGCCCCAUCCCCUGGUUCAUGGUGGCAGAGUUCUUCAGUCAAGGACCCCGGCCUGCUGCUUUAGCAAUAGCUGCAUUUAGCAACUGGACCUGCAAUUUCAUUGUAGCUCUGUGUUUCCAGUACAUUGCGAACUUCUGUGGACCUUAUGUGUUUUUCCUCUUUGCUGGAGUGGUCCUGGCCUUUACUCUGUUUACAUUUUUCAAAGUCCCAGAAACCAAAGGAAAGUCCUUCGAGGAAAUCGCAGCAGAAUUCCGAAAGAAGAGUAGCUCGGCCCAAGCGCCCAAAGCUGCUGUGGAAAUGGAAUUCCUUGGAGCUACAGAGACUGUGUAAAGAUAACCUGCUUUUUUGACAAGAACAGAAACAGGAAGGAAGUUGUGUGUUUUUAAUUGACGAUUCUUUGAGAAUUUUAUAUCUACGUCUUGAAGUAUUAUUUUAUUUUUUAGAGAGUUUUUAUGGGCUUUUCUCAGAAAUGUCAUCCAAAAUUACC
Callorhinus ursinus (northern fur seal) is the source of this 1757-nucleotide messenger RNA. RefSeq names its product solute carrier family 2 member 2 (gene SLC2A2). NCBI's taxonomy places the organism in Eukaryota, Metazoa, Chordata, Mammalia, Carnivora, Otariidae. Gene Ontology annotation, molecular function: D-glucose transmembrane transporter activity. Gene Ontology annotation, cellular component: plasma membrane; brush border. The record is from RefSeq and is a predicted model, not a curated record. Gene Ontology annotation, biological process: dehydroascorbic acid transport.